Molecule: messenger RNA, 1346 nt
Organism: Mesitornis unicolor (brown roatelo)
Lineage: Eukaryota; Metazoa; Chordata; Aves; Mesitornithiformes; Mesitornithidae
Product: protein Dok-7-like
Exons: 6
Biological process (GO): positive regulation of protein tyrosine kinase activity; neuromuscular junction development
Molecular function (GO): protein kinase binding
Source: RefSeq, a predicted model, not a curated record
GAGACGAUAGAAGUCUUUCAAGCUCAUCUUCAGACACCAGCCACUCGGAUGUUAGUGUUGGGAGCAGACUGACAAUUUGGCCUGAACAGUCUUCAGCCAGCACUUCUCAAGAGAGUCAUGGACUGGCAGCUGCAAAGGGCAUUCAUCUUGGGGAAGAAAAGACCCUUCCAGAAGGGGCACGUGGCACCACAAAACCACCUCCAAAGCCCCUUCGAUCCAGACAGCUACAGGAAAUAGGUCGUCAGAGUUCUUCUGACAGCGGAAUAGCUACUGGUAGUCACUCUUCUUACUCUGGAAGCUUUUCUUCCUAUGCUGGGAGCUUGGACAUUUGCCACGGCGAUGAGUUUGGAUCAUUGCUAAGCCUGCCAUUGAACUUUCCUUCAGAUCAGAAUUUAUGUACUUGUCCUCACAGUGAGCCCCACAGAGGCGCGGGAUCAGAGUAUCAGGUUCCCAGCUCUAUCAGACAUAUUUAUGAUAUACCCAGGAGUUUGUUACAGGCAGCUUCUAGAGAUGUGCAACAGAAGAGUGCGGAUUCCACGCUACCUAAGGACCAGGCUGUGUCACCUCAAGGUGCUAGUGACCCAAAACUGCUACUACCACAGUUGGAAGCACGGAGGGUACCUGAGCACAGCCAGGACAGAGGGAGGCCUUCAUCCUUACUCGCAGAAAGCAGCAAGGACUCAAGUGAUGGGAGAUAUGUGGAUUUUGUUUCGAGGUGGUCAGACACAAAACCACAAGGACAGGUGACAGACUCCAAGAGUAGUGAGUUGUCACCACCUAGUGGGGCCUCAGCUGACCCCUAUGACACAUGUAGCCCCCACCUUGGGAUGACAAGAGCUCUUUUUUCAGCUUGUCCAAUCUGUGGUGGACUAAAGGGAACAGCAAUAUUACAGUCUGGAGUCUUACCAGCUAUACCAGGUGGUGCUUCUGUCAUGGCAGCUUCUGGGUCUUUGAAAGUACAUAGAGGGCACAGUCUCCAAGCUGGUCCUAAAGGUGGCUAUGAGAUGCUGACGCUUCCUGCAGAACCUGGAACUCCUACUAACCCUGAGGAACCUGAAGGGGCAGUAGGUUAUUCAGCUGAUGUCCCUGCAUCAGAUCGACCCCACAGUGAGACAGCCACCUACGUUAAUAUUCCUGUCAGCCCUACUUCCAAAAAACAGCUUCAUUACAUGGAACUGGAACUUCAGGAACCUAGCACCAGCAUAAGAGGGAGUGGAUCAUCCCGAUAUGCACAGAUUGACAUUGCAGCCACCGAGACAGCCCACAAAGUGGGGACGCAGCAUGCUCAGUGCCGGGAGGAGCGUUUGCAGGAGCUAGAGCAGAAGAAGAAAGGGGCUCAGCAGUGA